This is a messenger RNA of Selaginella moellendorffii, 3829 nucleotides long. Its product is annotated as ABC transporter G family member 39. Gene Ontology annotation, cellular component: membrane. The coding region runs from base 303 to 3731 and encodes 1142 amino acids. NCBI's taxonomy places the organism in Eukaryota, Viridiplantae, Streptophyta, Lycopodiopsida, Selaginellales, Selaginellaceae. The record is from RefSeq and is a predicted model, not a curated record. The transcript has 19 exons. Gene Ontology annotation, molecular function: ATP hydrolysis activity; ATP binding; ABC-type transporter activity.
GCGAACUCUGGUAAUUAAUUCUGCUUAGGAUAGAGAUUAAGCUCUCUACUGUAUCAAAUAUACACACAUGCUUUCUGGAGGACAGAAAACAAAAUCGUCCUUAUCGAUCUGUCUUGGAAAAACACAACAAUCACGUAGAUUCCACUGAGAGCAUCCAUGAUUCUUCUCCCACUCACCCUGUAAAUUGACCAAAUAGCAAAAAAUGGAAUCGCAUUACCCCGUUGCUGCCCCACCGCGAGAUGCCACGAGCAUUUUAAAUAUAUAUAUACGUAAAUCCAUCCUCCAGGGAGCGAGCAAGGAAGAUGGAGGCCACGAACCUUAGUAGCAGCAAGGGCGACGAUCACGAGGGAUUCCUCCUCAAGCUUCGAUCGAGGCUAGACAACGUCGGAGUUGAGCUCCCAGAGGUUGAGGUGAGGUUCCAUGGCUUGGAGCUCAGCGUCGAUGUUUACACCAGGAGCAGCCGAGCGAUCUCCAGCAUUGCAAACUCUUUCGUCAACACCGUCCAGAGCUUCCUGAGCUUGCUCCAUGUCCUGCCAUCGAACAAGCAAUCGAUUAACAUCCUACACAGCGUCGAUGGUGUUGUCAGACCUUCCAGGCUGACGCUGCUGCUUGGUCCACCCGCAUCUGGCAAGACAAGCUUACUCUUAGCACUCGCCAGUAAGAUCCAAUGCAAGGGAGAGGUGACUUACAAUGGAUGCACUCGCGACGAAUUCGCCCUCCGGAACGAGAUCGCGUACAUCAGCCAGCGGGACUUGCAUCUAUCCGAGCUUACAGUUCGAGAAACACUGAACUUCGCAGUGCGAUGCCAAGGCGCCGGUCACCAAGGAGAGAUUUUUAAAGAAGUCGAGAAAAGAGAAAAGGCAGCAGGAAUCAUACCCGAUCCAGACGUUGAAGCUUUCAUGAGAGCUGCUGCUGGUGACGAUGCAAAGCCCAGCAUCAUGUGCGAAUACAUGAUCCAGGUUCUUGGCAUGGACACUUGCGCCGAUACAAUCGUAGGCAAUGCUCUUCAGCGAGGAAUAUCUGGAGGACAGAAAAGGAGACUCACAGCAGGAGAAGUGCUGGCUGGUCCCGCAAGAAUUUUGUUCAUGGAUGAAAUUUCUACGGGACUGGACAGCUCCACCACGUACCGAAUGAUCAGUUUCCUGCAGCAAACCGUGAAAGCUUUGAGCAAAACGAUGCUGAUCUCGCUGCUGCAACCACCCCCAGAGGUUUUCGAGCUGUUUGACGAUCUUAUACUCCUUGCGGAAGGACAUAUAGUAUACCAUGGAACUCGAGAAGGUGUUCUACAAUUUCUUGAGGCCCAAGGCUUCAAAUGUCCUGCAAGAAAAGGAGUAGCAGAUUAUUUACAAGAGGUAGUGUCAAGAAAAGAUCAAAAAGGUUAUUGGUGCGGUGAUAAAGAAGCUUACCGGUUUGUAUCGGGAAAAGAUUUUGCUGCUGCUUUUCAACGAUACCGGGCUGAUGAAUUCACGCUCAAGGACUUGAAGAAAGUUUAUCCUGCAGGGAAAAAGGAACCAAAGAUGAGUUCCUGGAAGCUGUUUCUGGCCUGCUGCUCAAGAGAAAUCAUACUGAUAAAACGUAAUCUCUACGUUCAUGUGACUAGCAACGUAAUUCAGGGCUCGAUUAUAGCGGUGAUUGUCUCGACCAUAUUCCUGCGAACAACAAUGCAUCAUGAGACCGUCCAAGAUGCAAACAAAUUUAUGGGUGUUCUGUUCUACAUGAUCAUGAAUAUCAUGUACCGUGGAUUACCUGAGAUGACACUCACAAUCACGAGACUUCAAGCCUUUUACAAGCAACGAGAUUCGCAGUUUUAUCCCGCUUGGUCUUGGGCAUUGCCAACGAUAUUUUUCAGGAUCCCGAUGAGUUUCAUGGACGUGGCAAUCUGGACCUGCAUUACAUACUGGGGAGUUGGGUUUGCUCCCGAGUUUACCAGCUACUGGACAUCUCCUUACAUGUAUGGCCAGAACGCUUUAGCUGUCAAUGAGUUCUAUGCGCAACGGUGGAGCAAGAGUGUAUUCCUGACACUGAUGCUCCAGGAUAAGAAAAGCCAUCCCAAGAGUGAUACCAAGAGAUUGCAGCUGCUACACAAUGUAAGUGGAGCUCUCCGGCCAGGAGUUCUAACGGCACUCAUCGGCGUGACUGGCGCUGGGAAGACUACACUGUUCGAUGUUCUCGCCGGAAGAAAGACCGUGGGGUACGUCCGAGGAGAACUCAGCGUCUCUGGAUACCCGAAAAACCACAAAACCUUCGCAAGAGUUUCUGGUUACUGCGAACAGGUUGACAUCCAUUCGCCUCAUGUGACAGUCUAUGAGUCGCUCGUCUUCUCUGCGUGGUUGCGUCUCCCACAAGACGUGAAUCACGAAACCGUGCUGAGGUUCGUCGAAGAAGUAAUGGAGCUUGUGGAGCUUGACAGCAUACGAAAUGUCUCAGUAGGAGUUCCCGGCGUGUCUGGCCUCUCGACCGAGCAACGCAAGCGCCUGACGAUUGCUGUAGAGCUCGUUGCAAAUCCAUCUAUCCUGUUUAUCGACGAACCAACCUCGGGUCUGGAUGCUCGAGCGGCGGCCAUAGUUAUGAGAGCCAUACGAAACACUCUCUUCCUCAUGAAACGUGGAGGACAACUCAUUUAUGCCGGACCUCUUGGCAAAGAAUCCUGUCACUUGAUAGAGUAUUUCGAGGCCAUUCCCGGGAUUCCAAAGAUAAAGGACGGCCAGAAUCCAGCAACCUGGGUGAUGGAAGCUACCACUCAGUCGAAGGAAGAACUUCUCGGAAUAAACUUAGUCGAGAUCUACGAGAACUCACCACUCUACGGGAGAAACCAGAACCUCAUAAGAGCGAUCAGUGUCCCAGCUCCACAAUCCCAAGACUUGCACUUCCGGACUACAUACUCCAAGCCAUUCCUGGAGCAGUUUUACACCUGUUUGUGGAAGCAGCACCGUUCUUACUGGCGAAAUCCAAUCUACUUCUACUCCCGGAUGUUCUAUGGAGUCGUCGUUGGCUUUCUACUCGGAACCAUGUUCUGGAACUCUGGAAAGGAGCUAAAAACCGAGCAGGACAUCUUCAACUUGCUCGGGGCCAUGUACACUUCCACAAUCUACGUUGGCAUCUCGGACUCUAUCAGCGUCCAGCCGCAAGUGAUCAUGGAGCGAGAAGUUUUCUACCGAGAAGUAGCCGCUGGAAUGUAUUCUCCACACGCCUUUGCUCUCUCACAGGUGAUCAUCGAAGUCCCCUAUAUACUCCUCCAAGCAGCAUCCCAGAGCCUCCUGAUCUAUCUCCUCGUCGGCCUCCAAUGGACACCAGCAAAGUUCUUCUACUUCGUGUUCUUCAUCUUUGGCUCCUGCCUAAACUACACGCUGUUUGGAAUGCUUGGUGUAGCCAUGACGUCCAAUUUCCAAAUGGCCGUGCUCACGCAAGGAGCUCUCGUCCCCUGGAACAUCUUCUCCGGCAUUAUCAUCCCUCUGGCUAAAAUCCCACCGUGGUGGCGAUGGUGUAGCUGGCUGUGCCCCCCAACUUGGACGCUCUAUGGCCUCCUAGCUUCGCAGCUGGGAGAUGUGGAGACGCCGAUCGAAGUUCCUGGACAGAGCAAAUCAUCCAGUGUGAAGAAUUUCAUUCGCGACUACUAUGGAUACCAGGAGGAAGGCCUGCGAUUCGUGGUAUUCAUGCACAUCGUCUUCCCGGCCGUGUUUGCGCUCGCAUUCACAGUGCUGAUCACAUACGCGAAAUUCCAGAAGAAAUAGAUCGGCUGUGUGGCCUCCCAAGAACCCUAAACAGACCUAGCCGUUGGGUUAAUCUCAGCCGUCCAUUUUCCGGAAGUUCUGAUUUUGAUUCUUCGUAA